This is a messenger RNA of Glycine soja, 1675 nucleotides long. Its product is annotated as DEAD-box ATP-dependent RNA helicase 39-like. NCBI's taxonomy places the organism in Eukaryota, Viridiplantae, Streptophyta, Magnoliopsida, Fabales, Fabaceae. The record is from RefSeq and is a predicted model, not a curated record. Bases 145 to 1266 code for a protein of 373 amino acids. The transcript has 5 exons. Gene Ontology annotation, molecular function: ATP binding; RNA binding.
AUCACCGUAGCAACAGGAAACAAAACAUCGAUCAAAAAGUUCCAAAGUUGUUGACCGCCUCAGCAGCACCAAAACCUCAAACCCCUUUCCCUCUUUCCAUUCCUCCGAAUAGCACAAAAAAAAAAAGAAGUAAAAAGAGAAGCCAUGAGAGGAAGAGGCAGAGAGCUUCUUAGCCUCUCUUUUUCUCUAAAGCACAAACCUUUAGCAAAAUCAGCAUCACCAUCCUCUUCUUUCUUUCGAAGUAGCAUCACAUUCUCAACCUCUUCCUCCUCCGUAGCCCCUCCCAUCAAAGAACCAAAGACUUCAACUUCGUCAUCCAAGUCACAAAGGGACUCGCUGAUUUUCGAACGGUUCAAGCAAAGAAAACUCAAGGGGUCUCCAAAAGACUCAAAGGGUACCCCUCAAGUGUGUUCAACUUCAGUGCCAUUAAGUUUGAAUGCUGAUACUGAGAUGGUGGUUCAAAAGGGUGUGCAGAAUGAGAAUGACCCCACCAUGGUGGUUGGAGGUUUCAAGGAGUUGGGUGUGAGUGAGGAGCUUGUUGAGGUCAUGGAGGGGAUUGGUGAGUUUGAACCUAGUGAGAUACAGUGUGUGGCUAUUCCUGCUGUUUUGGAAGGGAAGAGUGUGCUGUUGAGUUCACCAUCUGAACCUGGCAGAACCUUGGCCUUCUUGUUGCCUCUUAUUCAGCUGCUAAGACGGGACAGAGAGUUGCCUGGUUCAAAUUCAAAGCAUCCACGAGCCAUCGUGCUUUGCGCUACAGAGGAGAAAGCUGCACAGUGCUUUAAUGCUGCAAAAUAUAUCAUCCACAAUGUAGAAUUGAAGUCUGUAAAGGAUCGUCCUUCCCCAGGUAAUGGGGAGUCACAUGCCUCAAUUGGCCUCAUGAUUGGAACUCCUUGUGAGAUUCUUGAAUACAUUGAAGAGGGGAGUGUUGUUCCUGCUGAAAUAAGAUACUUGGUGUUGGAUGAGGCAGAUUGCAUACUUGGUGGUGGCCUUGGUCCUGAUAUCCAUAAAAUUCUGAGACCAUUACAAGAUCAGGAAUCAAAAUCUUCUGUCAAAAGAUUACAAACUAUUUUGGUGAUUUCAGCAAUAGCUGAGGUUUUGGGUGAACAAUCCCCAAUUGUAAAGCAUCUUGAGUGCGAUCAUGCCGGAAAUAUUUCUGCAAUGUCUCUAGAAAUGGAACAAACAGAAGUCUUUCAUUUCACAGAGUCCCUUCACGCUCUUAGGAAAAAAGUGGCAGAGGCCAUGGAUUCCCUUUUGAAACAACAGUAGCAUUUUGGUCUACAAUUUCUCUGGCAUGUAACAAAAGAAAAGUCAAAAUAGGUUUUGUGCUCUUUCUUAUAGCAAGCGGCUGGUGAGUUGAUUCUCUUUGUAUAUUAUUAUCAUGAUCUUCCAACACUGAAGCACCAAAUACCUGGAUUUCUUUUUAUUAUUUGUGAGAAGAGUAAUGAUACACAAACACUUUGAGGUCUGUAUAAUAGAGGCCGCGAUAGCAAAAGAAACAAAAACAGCUAUCGCGACCAGUCCAACCUUGAUUCUAAAAUGCAACGCGAUAGAGGUCUGUGCCAUGCCUCACCUCCACUCUGCCUUGCCUUGCUCCUCCAUGAUAGUGGCCGCCCUGACCACCAUUGACAAUUAUGGUUUUGCAACAUGUUCAGUGAAGCACGAUUAGUUUUUCCAA